CAUAACUUAUUUACUAUUUAGUGACUUUGUAUGAACAUCAGUUUCUUUAUUUUCUUUUCAGCACUUCCGAUUUUUGAGCCUCUGAUAAAUUAUCUUACCUUCUUUGGUACAAGUGAUAAUUUCACUCCUUUCCCAGGGGGAACUACGUUGGAAGGACUUUGAUAUUAUGGAGGAAGCUGAAGGUGUUGGCAAGAACAUCACUAAGGAAGUUGAUGUUUACGUUAAUGGUAGCACUCUGGAGAUUCACCUAUACUGGUCAGGGAAAGGAACUACAACAAUUCCCAACCAGGGAACAUAUGGACCUCUUAUAUCUGCUAUUUCAGUGACGCCAAGCUAUAAACUUCAUACUGGACUAUCUGCUGGAGCUAUUGCUGGCAUUGUGAUUGCUUCAUGUGUGCUCCUUGUGUUGAUCCUAGUUGUACUCCGAAUGAAGGGUUACCUUGGUGGGAAAGACCUUGAAGAUAAAGAACUUCGAGCACUUGAUGUGCAAACAGGUUAUUUUUCCUUGAGACAAAUCAAAGCUGCAACCAGUAACUUUGACCCUGCGAACAAAAUUGGUGAAGGAGGAUUUGGGCCAGUUUACAAGGGAGUAUUGUCAGAUGGUGCUGUUAUCGCUGUUAAGCAGCUCUCCGCUAAAUCAAAGCUAGGAAAUCGUGAAUUUGUCAAUGAGAUAGGCAUGAUAUCUGCCUUACAACACCCAUAUCUUGUCAGGCUCUACGGCUGUUGUAUUGAAGGAAACCAGUUGUUGCUAAUAUAUAAGUACAUGGAAAACAAUAGUCUUGCCCGUGCACUCUUUGGUCGUGAGGAGCACUGCCUAAAACUGGACGGGCCAACAAGAAAAAGGAUAUGUGUGGGGAUAGCAAGGGGGCUAGCUUAUCUUCAUGAGGAAUCAAGGUUGAAAAUUGUUCACAGAGACAUUAAGGCCACCAAUGUGCUGCUUGAUAAGGAUCUGAAUGCAAAGAUAUCUGACUUUGGUUUGGCCAAACUUGAUGAAGAGGAGAACACCCAUAUCAGCACACGAAUUGCUGGAACAAUAGGAUAUAUGGUUCCUGAAUAUGCAAUGAGGGGUUAUUUAACAGAUAAAGCAGAUGUUUACAGCUUUGGAAUUGUUGCACUAGAGAUUGUCACUGGAAAAGGCAACACAAAUUACAGGCCAAGGGAGGAGUUUGUUUACCUUCUUGAUUGGGCCUAUGUCCUACAAGAGCAGGGAAAUCUUUUGUCACUUGUGGAUUCCAAUCUCGGUCCAGACUACCCUAAACAAGAGGCAACGAAUAUGUUAAAUGUCGCUCUCUUGUGCACCAACAUAUCUCCCUCCCUUAGGCCAUCCAUGUCUUCCGUGGUGAGUAUGCUCGAAGGCCAAAGUCCCAUACAAGCACCUGUGAUCAAGCGCAAUUCACUGAAUGAGGACAUGACGUUUAAAGCCUUUGAGAGGCUAACGCAGGACAGCCAGACACACGUCUCUACGUUCUCUGUAGACAGUCAAGUGCAGAGGAGCACAUCAAUGGACGGGCCAUGGAUUGAUUCCUUGGUUUCUAUCCCAAGUAUUAAUGAGGUUCGGGACCAUUCUUCAUCUAGCAAGCUUCUUCUGGAUCUUUAUGAUGUAAAUUUAGAAUGAUGAAAUGAACAUAUAAUGCAUACAUUACUACAAACCGUUUUUGAGGCUUCUUCUUCUUCUUCUUUUUUUUUUCUCUUCUCAAAAUUUCUACAGUUUACUUAAAACAAUAUUUAUAUUGUUCUUUCUAGUCUUUUUUAUAUUUAUCGCUACCCAACGCAUUUUAGAGGUAUUUCUUGUAUGAGAAAAAGGUUCAUAGGCUUAAAUGUCCUUGUAUUUGUUUUUGUGUAAUUUGUUCUGUUAUGAAAAUGCCAAAUUGGGGGAUUGUUGCAGUUCACAAGUCAGUUUUCUUUUUUUUCUUUUU
Camellia sinensis is the source of this 1916-nucleotide messenger RNA. The record is from RefSeq and is a predicted model, not a curated record. Lineage: Eukaryota; Viridiplantae; Streptophyta; Magnoliopsida; Ericales; Theaceae.